GUAAAAAUUACUCCUAAUUGGAGGCUCGACCUGGUAAAAAGCUACGUCGGGAUUUCUGCGCACGGAGACCAGAUGGAAGUUGUCCAGCGUUAAUGACACUGAAAGACAAGAUUGGUCAUCCUGAAGAUCUUCAAAACAAGAGAUCUGCAGAGGACCGAAACUCUCGUUGGCAGGAAGGAUGUACGCGAUGCGGGAGAAACUCAGCACAACUGCGAUUGCGUAGAGACCUUCCGAAAUGAGCUGCGGGUCAGAGGGCAUCCAGUUGAUUCGAGCUGGGGAGGUUUACGCAGAACGAGAAGUGCGUUUGGUGAUCGUGAGAUUAGGUCGAAGGUGACACCAAGGACCAAGAGACAUAUGACGUAUUUAAGUAAUAUAAAAAAUGGCAGAACCCAUGUUCUUCAAGAGAACUUCUGUCAUUCAAACCACAGGUUCGGAGCUGCUGGAGGCCUCCAACAUGAGAGACAACUGCUGGUGGAGGAGCAGAGGUUAUGUAAAGCCAGAGCUCGCAAGCUUUUCCUGGAAACCAAUCGUCGCAGGAAGGCACUGGAGGAGAAACGAAGGCAAAUGGACAUUCAGGACCAGCUGUUACAAGAGAGCGUCCUACAGCAACGCAGACAAAGAAUUCAGGAUGCGACGGAGCGCUUCCAAAAAGGCCAUCUACCUCCAUCACAGCGACAAACUUUUAGAAAAAAUGUCCCCACUAUCGAAGAUGCGCUCAGUAAAAUUCAAGGCACCCUGACCUCACACACCCAGCAGUUGUCUUUCCUGUCCAGCAACCCCCACAUUGUUAAAAGUUCAACUCCCUUCUCAAGACCCUCCACAGUUUACAAACCCCCCACUUACCCUGCAGUCUCAGCUGUGGAGGCCUUCACCAAACUGCUGCAGGAGCAGAGCUUGGCUCGGUUCAAGAACCGUCAAGAAAGUGACGAGAUGCAGUUCAUACUUCAAGAGAAGCAACUGUCUGCAUCACAAAAUAACUCUGAGAGUUGUACAUCUGAAAGCCCAUUAAGUAAAGACAGCUUGGAGAUGGAAGACCUUCGACCCAGAAUUAACAAUCAGCCAGGUUCAUACUUGUCAUUCAUGUCUGAUACAGAGAAGUCCCACAAAAACCUGGAAAGCCACGGGGAUUUGCAUAAAACAUCCGACUUGACUGAAUCUUUGGCUCUUCUUCUUGAUGAUGGUGUUGCACAAUCUGAAAACCCUGAGCAGAAAAAGUUUGACAAAUCUGGAGGAAUCUGGAACAGUAAGAUGCACAUCCUCACACCUUCCUCCCCAGGGUGUGAGUCUAAAGCCCACUCUGGUCCAAACAACUGUAAUUUAUUAAUGCUGUGUGAAAUUAUAGAUGCCGAGCACUUUGAAAACAGCCCCAAAGGACCCCCGUUCUUUACCAACAACGGGAACUGCAAAGAGUUGUUGUACAAAAAUCCCCUGAAGGCAAGUGUUUUCUCAGAAGAUAGCAAAAUGGAAAAUAACUCACAAAAAGGAAAUGCUCAGCAAACAGGACAGGCAGGUCACCGUCUGUCAUCCCGCAGUGAACCUUGUUCCUUCAUAAACAACCUUAAUAACUGUUUAAACUCAGAGCUGAAGUUUGUCAAAGCCAACAACACAGCACAGCUGCAACGUUCCUGCUCGUCUAACCUUCCACUGGACGUUCCAAAAUGUUUCGAUUGCACCGAGAACAAAGAAAUGUUUCCACUUUCAGCUAAGAAAUCCCAUUCAGCACAUGGUGUCAGAUUAAUUAAAGGGAUUCUCAAAAAGACCAAAUGUAUGCCUGAAGAAUCAGCAUGUGCAUCUGAACAGGCACAUUUAAUUUUUGCAAAACAGGUGGCUUUAGCCAUCAGAGAUAGUGUGGAAUUGACAAAGGUCAAAGCAAAAGUUGUGGACAACAGCAUCAUCAGGAAGAAGCUGCGCUGGUUCGAUGGGGUACAAGUGGAAGAAGAGAACAAGAAACCAGUGAGAGUAGCCUCCACUUUUGAUUUCCCCCAGUCGAAGAAAAACUCUGAGGACCUACAGCUAUGUCUCACAGCAGUCUCUGGGGCUUACAAGGCUGGACCCAGCAUGACCUCUCCAGUCUCUUCUGGUUAUCACCUUACAAAGAAAGCGUGGACAGAUGUCGGGGUUCAAGUCAGCUUAGCCCAGCCUAGCACAGACGAGGUCAAGGUGCAACAUUGCACAACAGUUCUGAGGGCCAGAACUGUUGGUCCUCAAGAGUUGGAGAGAGAAUGCUCCACAAGAGCUGUGGUGGGUUCUGUUUCUGCAAAGACCAGAAAGGGCACCAUCAUACGACCUCAAUCUGCCAUCGAGGUGAAUCAGAUUGCCAAAACCCAAAGGAAGCUCAUGGUGCCCCACCCACCUCCUCGGACAGAGGCCGUGAAAGAAAAGAAGGCCGACGUCAACAGGACCGCAUGUUGUGUGAAUCACGAUAGUGUCAACGGUAAACAAGCACUAGCUGAAGAGCAGAUCCAACAAAGAGACACCUCAUUAUGCACACAUCACCUAACCGGAACACAUAGUACUGUUAUGUACACACCUCUGCCGCCCUCACUUACACAUCCCAGCAUUGAGGCCACCACAAAGGGCAAGAUCAGCUCAGGUCAUCUGAACACCCGAGGCUGCAGAAGGAGUGGGGCAGGGUUUAAUGAAAAAGGCCUCUGUUUGGAUUCCACCCCCACAGAUGAGGAGAUCUCACAGCUCUGGCACAGUAUCCGUAGUGUCUUUGCCACCAAGGAAGGUAAGGAGUGUCUUGGCAAGUACAGUUUCUGCUCCACCUAGCUCAGGCUUCAAAAGCAAAUCAUUUAAUGGCUUACCAGGUCACAUAUACAUAUAUGUCUGUUAUAGUAUGUUUUAUUACAUGGCAGUAAUGAAGUGACUGACAUUCAGCUACAGUGUGCAACUUACCCACUAGAUGGCACUAAAUACAACUCACUGCAGGCCCUGUUUUAUUUGUGCCUACACAGAAAACACAUUUUCAAACAUACACUGGGAAUCCCUCCAGGUGGUUGAAUAAUACAUUCAAGGUAAAGAUGCCAUCACUUUAUCUAUAAAAUAUUGGAAAAGUUGAAAAUUGGUAACUUGUUACCUGAUACAUAACUCAGUCUUAACUGAAGUAGGAUCUACUGAGUGAUCUGCACGUGACUCUCUCCUUACAUAGUUGUACUAAAAACCUUCCACAUUGCUUUACAACAGAAUUCUGUUGGUCAGGGUUUACACCCACAUGAUCUACAGCUCUUUCUUUGACGCUUUGAGAUAACCACAAUUGUGUAUAUAUAUAAUUGUGUGUAUAUAUAUGUAUACAUAUAAUUGUAUAUGUA
Molecule: messenger RNA, 3311 nt
Organism: Cynoglossus semilaevis (tongue sole)
Lineage: Eukaryota; Metazoa; Chordata; Actinopteri; Pleuronectiformes; Cynoglossidae
Gene: cep126
Product: centrosomal protein 126
Exons: 10
Coding region: 355-2772 (805 amino acids)
Biological process (GO): non-motile cilium assembly; cytoplasmic microtubule organization; mitotic spindle organization
Cellular component (GO): centrosome; midbody; ciliary base
Source: RefSeq, a predicted model, not a curated record